CUCUGAGUCUCAUAUAUCUACCUACAAUCAACCUCCCAAUAACCUCCCAUCAUCAUGGACUCUUUCAUGAAUCUCGCAAAGCAAGGUUACGAAGCCUACUCCGAGUCUCAAAGCCAGACCCACGUACACAAGACUGGAGGCCAGGAGUUCAACUCUCCCGAUAACCGGCCUCCCCAGUCUUACAGACCUUCGUUCAACUCGGACGAUGUGAGACAGCAUGUCGACUCUGGAAACCACGGGUUCAUGGACCAGGCAUUGUCUCAUGCGCACAGGACUGUCCAGCAACAAGGUGAUAUCGACGAGGAUGGCAUUCAAAACCUCAAAAAUGCUCACGACCAAGCAUUCGGCUCUGGGGGGCAAGGCCCACAAGGCAUGGCACCCGAUGCAAUGGGCGGAGCUGCAGCCUUCAAAGUGUUCACGGACAUGGUGAGCGGCGGAAGUCACGGAAGCAGCGGUGGAGGUGAUAUGCAGAGCAAGCUGGUUGGCAUGGCCAUGCAGCAUGCCUCCUCGCUCUUCGAACAGUCCGGUGGCGGAUCUAGCGAGGCUAAACAAAGCGUCAUGAACAGCGCUGCUACUUACGCCAUGCAGCUUUUGAUGAAGAAGCAGAUGAGCAACUUUAUCGGUGGCGCCAGCAGUGGAGGUUUGAGCGGAGUGAUGGGCAUGGCAAGCAACUUCCUGUAAAGGCAUCAAGGGGAAAGAAGACUUCGAGAAUUUUUGUGUCUUGGCCUACGUGUGGACCAUCUCCUUUUGUAAAACCUAGUAGUGCUCAUCUGUGAAGUUUUGUAAAUUCUGGACAAAUACC
This is a messenger RNA of Suillus fuscotomentosus, 802 nucleotides long. RefSeq names its product beta-flanking protein. The record is from RefSeq and is a predicted model, not a curated record. Lineage: Eukaryota; Fungi; Basidiomycota; Agaricomycetes; Boletales; Suillaceae. The transcript has 8 exons. The coding region runs from base 55 to 681 and encodes 208 amino acids.